AUGGCGCUGCGGUAUCCGUGGCGGAUCGCGUUUAUUCUUUUCCAGCUGGCUUUGCUUAUCUUCAUCAUCUACUACCAUGCCUACUACCGCGGCGAGAUCCGCGAUAACGGCCGGUUGUGGUUGUUCCUCAGCUCUAACCACUUUGGUGUGCGGUUUGUUUCUGCCAUCAUCGGUGUGAUCAUUGCCUUUUGCUGGCAAUCUUUCUUUCUCAGCGUCAGCACCAUGACCCCCUUUCACCUCCUCUCGCAACGGACCCAACCACCCGGACGCUCCAUUCUCUUCGUCCCGCCCACCAACCCCUUCUCCGGCAUUUACUCGGCCACCCAGCACCGCCAACCCUUCCUCCUCGCCGUCUCCCUCGCAGCCGCCUUCUCCGAGUUCCUGCCCGUCGUGCUCUCCAACGUGCCCUUCAACCUCGCGCAGACGGGCACGGCGGCGACGGUAUGCGCCGUGCUGAGCUGUGUGGCUUUGGGCCUGCUGAUCGCCGUGCUGGGCGCGUCGUUUGCGGUCCGAUACCCGCCCAUGCCGGUUGAUCCGCGCUGUGUCGCCGGGCUGAUGUGGUAUGUGGCGAGGAGUGGGAUGGUGGCGGACUUUGGGGGAGUGUCAAGGUUGAGUGGGGAGGAGAGGGAGAAGAGGGUGAAGGGGAUGGGGAGACGGUAUUUUUAUGGGGUUUUGGAGGGUGACGGGGAGGGGGUGAGGCUUGGAGUGGAUUGUGAUGUUGGGGUUGGAGGGGAGGAGGAGAUGGGGUAUCGCGGUGCUGGGGAGGAGGCUUGGAGGGAGAGUAACCCGGGGAGGAAGUGA
Molecule: messenger RNA, 801 nt
Organism: Chaetomium globosum CBS 148.51
Lineage: Eukaryota; Fungi; Ascomycota; Sordariomycetes; Sordariales; Chaetomiaceae
Exons: 2
Coding region: 1-801 (266 amino acids)
Source: RefSeq, a predicted model, not a curated record